This is a messenger RNA of Rosa rugosa (rugosa rose), 1013 nucleotides long. Its product is annotated as OPA3-like protein. Gene Ontology annotation, cellular component: mitochondrion. The coding region runs from base 277 to 789 and encodes 170 amino acids. The record is from RefSeq and is a predicted model, not a curated record. Gene Ontology annotation, biological process: regulation of lipid metabolic process. NCBI's taxonomy places the organism in Eukaryota, Viridiplantae, Streptophyta, Magnoliopsida, Rosales, Rosaceae. The transcript is spliced from 4 exons.
AAUUUGCAUAGUUCCCCCUGAAAAACUUCCCCCUUGGCCCCAAAUUCCAAACCCAACCCCAUUUGCCCACGCGCCUUCUUCUUCUCUCGCUCUCUCUCGCUGACCUUCUCCAUUGUCUUGCUCAUCAAGAAGAAACCCACUCACCCUUUGAACCAGUCAAGCCCACCCUGAUAUGUAACCACCGCAUUUCGAACUUCAUCGAGACCCUUAAUUCUUCAGCAUUCAGCUUAUUGUUAUUGGCUUUCAAUCCAAGAAACUUGGGUUCUUAGAUCGGCAAUGGUACUCCCGCUUGUAAAGCUCGGAACUUUGCUCUUAAAAACUAUGAGCAAACCUGUAGCCGCCAGGCUUAAACAGGCAGCUGGGAAGCACCCCAGGUUCCGCCAAAUCAUCGUCAACAUGGCUCAGGCAAACCAUCAAAUCACCACGAAAAUGCAAAGACGCCUCUAUAGUCACGCAACUGAUGUCGAGAUUCGUCCCUUGAAUGAGGAGAAGGCUGUGCAGGCUGCUGUGGACCUCAUCGGGGAGCUCUUUGUCUUCACGGUUGCAGGAGUUGCUCUGAUCUUUGAAGUUCAAAGAAGUGCCAGAUCAGAAGCCAGAAAGGAGGAAGCACGAAAGCAAGAACUGGAGACAAUGAAGCAAAGAGAUGAAGAGUUAUCUAGAGAAGUGGAGCUUCUAAGGAGCAAAUAUGAAGAACUGGAGAAGCUUGCUAAGGGACAAGGACUCGGUGGUAUUUUUAAUUUCAAGCGUGUUGCCGAUACAGAAGGUGCAAAGUCAGUAAAGCCAGCUUGAUCCGGUUACAAGAUAAAUUAAAUAAAUCAUAACAAAAAGAUCUUUAAUUUGUAACGGGGGAAAAUUUCUCCCCUCAAUUCUUUUGACCAUUGAUGAUAAUUUCCGAUUGAUGUCUGGCUUAUAUUUUUGCAGAUGUAGAUGAAUAUAAUUGAAAGAGUUGAGGUUCUGUUUGAACAGAUGUGGGGGGUGUUUAAGUAUGAAUUUAGCUACUUGCUCUUGGAUAA